Messenger RNA from Pogona vitticeps (central bearded dragon), 459 nucleotides. It is a transcript of the gene CLPS, whose product is annotated as colipase. Gene Ontology annotation, biological process: lipid catabolic process; positive regulation of catalytic activity; digestion. The record is from RefSeq and is a predicted model, not a curated record. Gene Ontology annotation, cellular component: extracellular region. Lineage: Eukaryota; Metazoa; Chordata; Lepidosauria; Squamata; Agamidae. Gene Ontology annotation, molecular function: lipase binding; enzyme activator activity.
AUGGAAAAACUUUGGGUCCUGCUGCUGCUCACCUUUGUCUUGGCAGAGACUUUUGCUAAUCCAAGAGGACUUAUCACCAAUCUGGACAAUGGGGAGCUAUGUUUGCAAAGCGUCCAGUGCAAAAGCAGAUGCUGUCACAAAAACAGUUUGUUAGGAUUGGCCCGUUGCAUGGACAAGGCAGCUGAAAACCAGGAAUGUUCCAGGAAGCACCUUUAUGGAUUUUAUUACAGGUGUCCCUGUGAAGGUGGCUUAAAUUGUGAUGCCAGUUGGACAAUUGGAGGGGUUAUCACCAACACGGAUUAUGGCAUCUGCCGGGACCCAAAGGACAGCAAUGCCAGAAAAGAAAAAAAUUAAAUACACGAAUACUUUUCUUGAUUCCUUUUACCAAUUAUGCAGCUGUUAUCACUCCUAUGGCAAAAUCAUUCCAGUACAGUUUUCCGAAUAAAACCAGGCAUCAUU